AUGUAUCUCGUUGACAGUUUCCUCCAUACAAGGACAGCAGCAGCUCGCAGAACAUUUAUACCCGCUGAUAUUGAAGAAGACAACGAAACCUUUUACUUCCCCAACCCACGACUCUGUACUAUGCGGCGCUAUGGAAUAAUAUAUACUCUCGUAUCUUCAUGCUUGACUUGUACAGCAUUUCGUAUCGACCCACCUCUCCCACUUACUGUCAUCGAAGGCAGCGCCGUUCCAUUCACUUGGAUUCGCGAUUCGACAGAUCCUGCCGAGUUCAGUUUUCUAGAAAUUCCGCUUGACCCGUCCCCGUUAGUACCAGUAUUAUUCCAAGUGAACAUGGAUCAGUCACAACAGGAAAGCGGCUCGAUUACCUUGACUUUCUUUCAACCGUCGCCGUAUAUGGUUGCAGCAGUCGACCAUGACAAGAACACGUUCUUUACAGCUCCCGGAGCGAUACUGGUUAAUCUUUCGGGCUCGAGACUCGAGACCCCUGCUCCCAGCACCGACGUGAACUCGGACACCGGUAUUCGUAAUCCGACCCCGGCGUACACAUCGAUUAUUCCUCCCACGAACUCCCCGACGGCUACCGUUACAGUCCUGACCCAGUCAGAUGAAUCACGACCUCACAAGUCGAACACCGGUGCUAUUGCCGGCGGCGUAGUGGGUGGCGUGCUGGUCCUGCUUCUGACCAUCACCUUUGCCUUUUGCGUCUUAAAGCGAAGGAGAAAAAAGCUGAAAGAUGAUUUCGAGGCAUAUGAACAGUCAGCCCAAGAGUCGAACUCAAGAAGUGGGGCCAUUCCCGAUGGUGUCGAUAAAUCAACUCAGGAAGACGUAGUACAAGUACUACUUCGUCGUCAGAUGGAAGUUUUAACAAAGAUAAUGGCGACUUUGGAGGCGGGACCGCCCGAUUACAGCUCCCGUGCGAGCUGA
This is a messenger RNA of Marasmius oreades (fairy-ring Marasmius), 924 nucleotides long. RefSeq lists its product as uncharacterized. The record is from RefSeq and is a predicted model, not a curated record. NCBI's taxonomy places the organism in Eukaryota, Fungi, Basidiomycota, Agaricomycetes, Agaricales, Marasmiaceae. Bases 1 to 924 code for a protein of 307 amino acids. The transcript has 6 exons.